AUGUGUACUGCUGCUGAUAAUGAUGAUGAUGAUGAUGAUGAUGAUGAUGAUGAUGAUGAUGAUGAUGAUGAUGAUGAUGAUGAUGAUGAUGAUGAUGAUGAUGAUGAUGAUGAUGAUGAUGAUGAUGAUGAUGAUGAUGAUGAUGAUGAUGAUGAUGAUGAUGAUGAUGAUGAUGAUGAUGAUGAUGAUGAUGAUGAUGAUGAUGAUGAUGAUGAUGAUGAUGAUGAUGAUGAUGAUGAUGAUGAUGAUGAUGAUGAUGAUGAUGAUGAUGAUGAUGAUGAUGAUGAUGAUGAUGAUGAUGAUGAUGAUGAUGAUGAUGAUGAUGAUGAUGAUGAUGAUGAUGAUGAUGAUGAUGAUGAUGAUGAUGAUGAUGAUGAUGAUGAUGAUGAUGAUGAUGAUGAUGAUGAUGAUGAUGAUGAUGAUGAUGAUGAUGAUGAUGAUGAUGAUGAUGAUGAUGAUGAUGAUGAUGAUGAUGAUGAUGAUGAUGAUGAUGAUGAUGAUGAUGAUGAUGAUGAUGAUGAUGAUGAUGAUGAUGAUGAUGAUGAUGAUGAUGAUGAUGAUGAUGAUGAUGAUGAUGAUGAUGAUGAUGAUGAUGAUGAUGAUGAUGAUGAUGAUGAUGAUGAUGAUGAUGAUGAUGAUGAUGAUGAUGAUGAUGAUGAUGAUGAUGAUGAUGAUGAUGAUGAUGAUGAUGAUGAUGAUGAUGAUGAUGAUGAUGAUGAUGAUGAUGAUGAUGAUGAUGAUGAUGAUGAUGAUGAUGAUGAUGAUGAUGAUGAUGAUGAUGAUGAUGAUGAUGAUGAUGAUGAUGAUGAUGAUGAUGAUGAUGAUGAUGAUGAUGAUGAUGAUGAUGAUGAUGAUGGUUGA
This is a messenger RNA of Dicrocoelium dendriticum, 861 nucleotides long. The record is from the annotation of a GenBank genome assembly. NCBI's taxonomy places the organism in Eukaryota, Metazoa, Platyhelminthes, Trematoda, Plagiorchiida, Dicrocoeliidae.